UUUCUUUGAAUUUCAAUAGUCUUUCAAAAGAUUUAACUAUAAAUAAUUGGUGUUAAGUCACAUCACAGUGAUAAAUCAACUUAGGUUCACUUUUUCGAAGAAAAUAUUAAAAUCAUGGUGACGCUGUACAACAUCGAACUAUCCUCUAUUUGAUGAGAAAUUUUGUGUUUAAUCCAACAUUGAUCCUUAUCUGUGAGCUAUCCAUAACUGCCAUAACUGUUUGAUGCCUGUAUUUCAAAUCCAGACCUGAUGACCUGAUGCCAAGAUUAACUGACAGGCCUACGAGGAAUUAAAGAAUUACAAAUUAAAAUGGAUAUCUGUCGCACGUGUGCAGAUGAGUGCAGCGCAGAGCUGGUUCCUAUAUUCUCCAAGCUUGAUGGCAGAUUCAUUGCAACCGUUAUUGUAAACUGCAGUGAUGUUUCGAUCAAGGAAGACGAUGGACUCCCGACGUAUGUUUGCGCAACCUGUUUGGUCAAGGUCGAGCAGAUCCUGUCUUUCGCCCGACAGGUUCGUGAGGCAGAUCGAAAACUACGGCAGCUGUUCAAGCUGGAAGCACCGGCUGAAACCAUGACAAACGAACAAGAUCAUUUCAUCACAAUACCGAUGGAAGUAGAAGUGAAGAUGGAAGUGGAAGAUGAAGAUGAGUUAAACGCAAAUCAUGACAGAAAGGAAACUAACAUUCUGGUAGAGAAGCAAGAAUCAGACGAUUUUGAAGAUGAUAACGACAGUGACUGGAAAGGUGACGACAAGUCUUCAGAUGAAUCAAGAGAAGACGGAGAGAAGCCGAAGCGACCAAACAGACGGAAACCAAUCGCCGUUGUGAAUCUGGAUCCGGAAGGAGAAAGUUGUAAGACAACUAGACGACGGACUAGACGGAAAGCAGAUGAUGAAGAAAAUGCGGUAGAAGCAGAAUCAUCGGAAACAAAAUGCAGGAAGGCCAGCAAACCGUCAAGAGACUAUAAUACAGAUGAUGGGGAUGACGAUGUCAACUCAGAUCUGGAUGAAGUUGAACUAGAAAUAUACACCCUGGUUCAACCGAAAGACGGUACCGUUUUCUGCUGUCAUUGCCACAAAGACUUCCCAUCUAUGAAUGAAUUACUAGACCAUGGAAAGCAGAAACACUCCAAGAAGGUUCGCAAGGUCAACUAUUCAAAAAAGUUCGUGUGUGAUGUAUGCUACUGCAGGUAUAUGACGCAAGAUGCUCUAGAUGAGCACUAUGCCAUGAGAGCAAAGCUUCACACGAGAAAGAUUUACGAAUGCUCUCGAUGCUCCAAUCGGUUUGCAACGGUCAAGAGAAGACGCCUGCAUGCUCAUAACCAUCCCAAAUACCAAGAAGCUCUAGAUACAGACUUAGAGGAGCAGAAGGAACGGAUAGUAACGUGCUGCAUGAAGACGUGCAACCAGACGUUUCUAACCAAAGAAGAACUUCUAGAGCACGGUGAAAAGGAGCACUCGAGUAACAAAGCCAUGGUAACUAACCCACUGAAACCGCACGAGUGUCCGGUUUGCUUCAAGACAUUCGAGAAACUGGAGUCAUUGAAACGACACCGGUAUCGGAUAUUCAUGUCGUCUGUGCAGUGUUCGAUUUGUGGCAAGCAGGUUAAGAAUAGGAAUGCCCUGUACAAUCACGAACGGUUGCACAAUAGUGAUAAGACGAAUGCGUGCGAAAUUUGUGGCAAGGGGUUCAAGAUGAUUGCCCAGCUGAAGAAUCACUACACGGUGCACAACGAUGAGAAACCGUUCGUCUGCAAGGAGUGCGGGUGGAGUUUCAAGCGUAGCAGUACUCUGAAGCAUCAUAUGCUGCAGCACACGGAUAUGCAGCCGUGGAAAUGCGAGGUGUGCGGAAAGUGUUUCAAGAUCAACGAAGACGACGGUUUACCGUCGUACGUAUGCUCCGAAUGCAUGGCCAUAGUCAAGCAAAUUCUUUCCUUUGCCAAUCUAGUCCGGGAGUCCGAUCGAAAACUUCGGCUUCUUCUUAAUGCGGAAACUUUGUCUGAAAAUGUCCACAAGCUCGGAAGCGAUCAUGAGGAGAGUAAUUUCGUUACUGUUCCGCUGGACGUUGAUAUAAAGCUAGAAGUCGAUCAAGACGAAGUGGAUCAGAACUUGGACAAAAGGGAAACCAACGUGUUGGGUAGCGAUCAGGAAUCCGACGAUUUUGAAGAUGAUAACGAUAGUGACUGGAAAGCUGACGGUAAGUCUUCGGAUGAAGAAUGUCAGAAUCGAAAGGUAACAGUAAAGCGACGAACGAGACUGAAAACUGUUUCAAUCGAUAGCUUGGAAACGGAGAAUGAAAAACCGAAGCGAUCUAGACGAUCCACUAGAACUAGACAGAAAGCUGGCGAGGAAACUGACAAUGUCGAAGAAGGAUCGCCAGAAUUGAAAAGGAGUCGAAGUCGCAAAUCAACUAAAGAUAGUGACUUAGAUGAGAAUGAUGGUGUCGACUCCGAGUUGGAUGAAGUUGAGCGGGAAAUGUUUACUCUUGUGCAAGUUGAAGAAAAUAGACAUUUUUGCUGUCUGUGUUAUAAGGAUUUUGCUUCCCGAAGUGAGUUGGUGGAUCAUGGAAAGCUGAAACAUUCAAAGAAAACUCGGAAGGUCAACUAUUCGAAAAAGUUUGCUUGCGAGGUGUGUUACUGCAGAUAUGUAACAGAAGAUGCUUUAGAGGAGCACAAGGCCAUAACAAAGAAACUACACACAAAGAAAAUCUACCAAUGCCUACGUUGUUCGAAUCGCUUUGCAACAGUUAAGAGGAGACGCAUGCAUGCUCAUAACCAUCCUAAGUACAAUGAAACUCCAGAUCCAGACUUGGAGGAGCAGAAAGAGCGCCCGGUAACGUGUUGUAUGAAGACCUGCAAUAAGAUGUUCCCCUCGAAAGAAGAACUCUUUGAGCAUAGCCAACAAGAACACAUGAGUAACAGAGCUAUGGUGAAAAAUCCGUCCAGGCCUCAUGAGUGCCCGGUUUGCUUCAAGACGUUCGAAAAGCUACAAUCGCUGAAGCGUCAUCGGUACCGGAUUUUCAUGUCCUCGAUGCAGUGUUCGAUCUGUGGCAAACAGUUCAAGAAUCGCAAUGCUUUGUACACUCAUGAGCGUAAACAUAACAGUGACAAAGCACAUGCGUGUGAAAUUUGCGGAAAGCGAUUCAUGCUGAUGACUCAGCUCAAGAAUCACUAUGCGGUGCACAACGAUGAUAAACCAUUUGUGUGCAAGGAGUGUGGAUGGAGUUUCAAGCGGAAUUGCAAUCUGAAGCAUCACAUGCUGCAGCACACGGACAUGUUGCCGUGGAAGUGCGAAGUGUGCGGGAAGUGUUUCAAGGGAAAGUAUCAUCUUCAAUAUCACAUGCGGAUUCAUACUGGACAUAAGCCUUGGAAAUGCCGUUACUGUGAGAAAUCGUUCGCUGAUCAUGCUAACAGAGCACGCCACGAAACUUCGCAUACUGGCAUAAAACCGUACAAGUGUACGUACUGUGACAAGACCUUCAUCCGACGACGGUUUCAAAUCGAGCACGAAAGCACUCACACAGGAAUCAAACCGUACCGGUGCGAAAGGUGCAACCUCACCUUCGGUCAGAAGUCGGCACUCAAAAAGCACCUGGACAUACAUCCGCUUGCACCGGAGAAUCAACUCUCGCUGGCGCAGCCAUCACCAAUGCCAUUGUCGGUGGCUGAUUCUCCGAUGCCCUCUCCGUCACCCUCUUCAAUGCAUCCACCACCACCACCACCAUCUUCGACAGUCAAUCCCAGCCAUUCCAGUACGGGGCACCCAUCGCCUAGUGGUGUACCCUACCCGCAUAUGUAGGUAAGUAGUUUUUGGCUACAUUGAUGACAUGAAUUUAAAAUGAUGAAAACCUAUGAA
Molecule: messenger RNA, 3849 nt
Organism: Aedes aegypti (yellow fever mosquito)
Lineage: Eukaryota; Metazoa; Arthropoda; Insecta; Diptera; Culicidae
Product: zinc finger protein 729
Exons: 7
Coding region: 310-3792 (1160 amino acids)
Cellular component (GO): nucleus
Molecular function (GO): zinc ion binding
Source: RefSeq, a predicted model, not a curated record